UUAUUUGGUACAACUUUGGAAACAGAACAUGGUACGAUUAUUGAUAAAAUACUUUAAAGUCGCUAAUAAAACAAUUCAACAAACAGGGACGCGUUAUGAGAUGCCGGAUAAGACGUCCGAGGGCAGAUGAUGAAUUCCACUCAAAAGGCCAUAUACUCGGAGACUAUGUUGACAAGAGGAAUGUAACAUAUCAAGAAAUGUAUGUCGUGUUUAUGCUUGUCCAUUAACAAAGCAAGUAACCGGUACAUGCUAGAAGUGCAGUAUGGCCGCUAACACACACCUGAUCGGCGACAAGGAGACCAAUAAUUGGUUCAAAGCGUGCAUAGGACUCAAUGUUACGAAGGAAGGACUCACUAACUUUCUUUGCGCAGAAUUACAGAAAGUACACACCGUUGUUGGUAGAAGUUGUGGAAACUGCCCAAUUGAAAACCUCAUACAAUGUCCGACAAACCCAUAUUGUAACAAGAGGAAACGGAAUUAUUGUCCUUUUCACAAAUCACAGAAACCGCAGCCAUGCCCAAUAUGUGAUAAUGUAAAACAUAAUAUCAUAUUACAACACAGAUAUGGCGGACCUUCCUGGAGAAACACUCGUGCGGAAAAGUGGGCAUUAAAUUAUUGGGAAAUAGGCAAAUGCUACCUCCCUCCGGACGGAUAUAGCAGCAUUUCCUCGGUCCAGGAAUCAGACUGUAAUGGUGUGAUAAGCAUCAUGUUGAAUUGCCUACAUUUCCAGACAUGCCUCUCCCCCUUAUGUUUAUCACCUCCACCGCCUGAUAAGCAAUGUCCUCUAGAAAAGGUUCGUCAGAUUGGCCGAGAUGUGCGACACACAUCCGACUGCAAGGUUACAGAUGCUGACUUGCAGGACUAUUUCAAGACACUGUCCACGCUCCUGGCUGACCCACAAUACUUACAACAUGAUCCUUCAGCCAUCAUAGCAUGUACAAGACUUAGUGAUUUGCAGAAUGAUCGUAUGUCCUUUGAAGAACUGGGCAAGCUGUUGAAAGAGAUCAAUCAAACGCUCGAAGAAGCAAAAAAGACCGGCAAACGUUUUUCUGAGAUGGCGGAAAGGACCUUGUCAAAACAUCUGCAGAAAUUGGAUGCUACUAAUCAGUUGGGGCUGAAACGCCUUAAAAAUAGGACAACAGUUGGGGAAAAACGCCUUCAUAGCAAGACGAAAGUUGGGGAACAUCGCCUUGAAAGAAAGACCCAAUUUGGGGCACAGAGAAUUGAAAGUAGGACACAGUAUGGGGAACAACGCAUCGAAAAAAAGACAAACGAUGCGGAUCAAUGUAUUGAUGGCAAGGUACAUGAUGUAACACAACGCAUCGAAAUCAGUGUACAGCAUGGCAUUGAGCGCAUGCAACAGGCAGCAAACAAAACUGCACAAGCAGACUACGAAAGAGAAGUAGCAGAUUUUCGCCGUCGUUUGGUGGAACAUUACAAUGACACUUCGAGCAAUGUGCCUCUUUCAGUAUUGGAUCAGAGUGUUGAUAAACGUAUAACCGAUAUAUAUGCAACGCCGAAAAUGCACCGUUUUGAUAUAGCAAGUGAUGGGAAACGUGUUAAAAAGGACAAAGUACUGACAUACAAGGAACUCUUUUACACAGACGACACAAAGUCAAAUCGACGUGUAUACAUACAAGGCGAGCCCGGCAGCGGCAAGUCAACGUUUGCAGCCAAGUUAGUUCAUGAUUGGUGCGACGAAAAUCGGCCUACAACGGCAGCUCCCAACAAAAAUGCAUCGUUUGAUGACGUGUUAAUCAUUCAAAAUUUCCUGUUCAUUUUUUUCCUCUCGUUGGGAGAAUCAAGAGGUCAGACCGAACUAACGCAUAUGAUAAAGAAGCAAAUCAUCGACACAAUGUAUUCUGAUGAAAAACGUGAUGUAAUUUACACUCUUUUACUCAAAAUAAUAGAGACGGAAAUAUGCCUUGUAAUACGUGAUGGUCUAGAUGAAUGGGUGGCUCCUGACGGUAGCAACCUUGCUGAACCUUCUAUGGCGGGAUUUCUCAAGGACAAGUGCGCGGUUCUUACAACUUCUCGACCAUGGAAACUUGCUGAUGAGCGUAUCAAGAAUUCACGGAUCGACAUCCUCGUGGAGAUUGAGGGUAUUAGCGAUUCAUAUACAUUUAUUGAAAGAGUACUGCGAUGCAUACUUGACAAGAGCAAAGAUCUUAUGACAACCGCGAUAGAAAUUUGGAGCUUCAUAAGGGAGCGUCAGCUGACCUGGCUAUCAAAUUCACCGAUGUUGUACACACUUGUUAUUUGCAAGUGGGUGGACACUAUGGAGGAGGAGGAACAUUUGAACGGAACUUCAUUGUGUGCAUUGUAUACUACUUUUCUUGAAAGCCUGUGUAAGAAGGCGAACGAUACAACUGGGUUUUUUAACGAUUUAAACCCUCCUCAUGUGAAGUGUUUUUCAAGAACAAGUUACCUUCGGCCUAUCAUUCAAAACGUAGAUGUCAUUUCAAAAGCUGCUUUUCAUCUUUUGUUUUCUCCUGAAAAGGAAAAGUCUAUUGUAUUCAACGAUCAGGAAUUGUCAAACUAUCUUACACCAUCUGAACAAGAGUUUGCUCUCAAAGCGGGACUGAUAUCAAAACGGAAAACCAAAAGAGCUUUUAAUUCGUCGAUCUCAUUUAUCCACAAAAGCAUUCAAGAAUUCCUGGCUGCUUAUCAUAUUGCCCACAAUGCACAUUUGGUUGAUGACGUCAUUUCCGGAUAUCUGGGACGUCAUUCGGAUGCAUAUCUCUACAUAUCCCAGGUGUUCAUAUUCCUAUGUGGACUGAACAUAUCGGCUGCCAAUAAGCUAUCUGGCAUUAUGAAUGAACAUAAUAAUAUUAAAAGGAUUCAUAGGAGCAUAUUUUCAUAUGAAGGCGAUACGUUUCAACGCAUCAUAGAGGCAGGAUACACAGAGGCUGUUUUAAAUGACCAAACUGGCAUUCUCCUCAGACUCAGUCACUUUUAUAUCAAUUGUGAGAACUUAAUGGUCAUGAACAACAUAUGGAGAGAAAACAAGUCCAAUGCCCUGUUUUUGAAAAUAAGGGAAUACGAAGAAACGGAUCAUGCCAGUUCAGAUAGUUCAGAUAGUUCAUCUACACAUAGCGAGCCAACAUCGCAGGUUGAAUUUGACUUGUCAUCGUGCCUAAAUCUGAAAGGUUUGGUACUUUCUGGAAGCGGCAUACACUUGCAAGAUUCGCCGAGUUCGGUCUCAUCGACACUUCCGGUGUGUAUUGUACUAAAUAGUGCAAAUCCAGCCAAGUGUGCAGAUCCUCCACCACUACUGCCUUGCAUAGAAUGGAUUGAAUUGGAUGAUAUUACAUGUUCGUCUACCUGGCUACGCAGUCUGUUCAGCACAUUACUGACACUCGAGCAAAAUGCUGUGUGUGAACUGACGAAUGUCGAUUGUCAAGGUACAUUUAUUCUUUCCGCAACAUUAUCGUGUUUAAAGAAAACAUUAGAAUACAAGAGCGUUCCUUGUUUACAAGAGUGCGACGUUCUAUGGGAGGUUCUCCAUGGUCUGAAUAUAAAGAGCCUUAGUCUGGAUAAAAGUGUAAUAAAUUGUGCAGACAUGAUGUCCCAGUCACUUUCAUCGCUCACUCAUCUGGACACGCUUAGUAUUAAAGUGAAUGAAUACAGUCCCGGUCUGUGGAAGGCUCUCCAUGGUCUGAAUAUCAAGAGUCUGAGUCUGAGUGGUUGGUGUGGAGGUUUUAACGUAAAAUAUGCAGACUCGAUGUCCCAGUCACUUUCAUCGCUCACUCAUCUGGACACGCUUAGUAUUAAAGUGAAGGAUGACAGCCCCGGUCUGUGGGAGGCUCUCCAUGGUCUGAAUAUCAAGAGUCUGAGUCUGAGUAGUGGGCGUGGAUAUUUAAAAGAACAUAAUGCAGACUCGAUGUCCCAGUCACUUUCAUCGCUCACUCAUCUGGACACGCUUAGUAUUGAAGUGAAGGAUGACAGUCCCGGUCUGUGGAAGGCUCUCCAUGGUCUGAAUAUCAAGAGUCUGAUUCUGAAAGAUCGGCACGGAUAUUUGAAUGUUAAGCAUGCAGAGACGAUAGCACAGUCACUAUCAUCGCUUAAACAGCUUGAAAAGCUUUCAAUAUUUUUGCGGACAUAUAUCGACAUAAAGCUACCUCAAUCAUUGAAGAAUUUACAUAUCUACUGCGUGACAUUGCUUCCAUCGGAAUUACACGAACUUGUGGGCACACUGUCUGCAUGUACUCGUACAGUUGAGAGUAAGCUGGAAUUCGGUUGCGCUUCUUUCAACGAUGCACGUGUAAAAUCAAUUCCACCAGAAGAAUACAUUUCAAUCCAACAAGAACUGGGGACUCUGAAUCAUGUUGCCGUGAAACGAUUCCGAAUAUUACACCUGAGAAAAAACAAUUUUUGUGAGUAUGAUGCCACAUCUCCUUGGUCCGUACGUGGCAUUGGUGGUGUCCAAGACGAUAAUACGGAUGAUGAUAAUGUAAACGAUGUUGCAUAUAAAAGCUUCGUUACCGCGACCGCCGACUCAAAAUACAAUGGAAUCAUUAAUCGAAUUGCAAUGCGACUUCUGAUUACUCCAUCCUCAAACUCAUGAAUCGUCGAAAAAUGCGACUGCAACACGUGAUAAUAACGAGAACAAUUGUAUUCAUUAUGUCUGGAACAUUUUAAAUAAGAAUGAUAUAUCUCUCUUGGAUAGCAUACAUAGACAGUAGGCAUUGUAAAACAUAAAUUCAACAAGUUUAAAUAAUCUUAACAUUUUUGUGAUGUGUUAUUGGUGUGUAAAUGUUAUAAAUGGAAAAUGUUUGAUGAAAUGCAUGCCAAUUUUGUAAAAGUAUUUAAAGUAUACAAACACCAUAAAUUCCAACACGUCACGCAGUUUCAUUUCAUAGCCAAUAUACUGGCUAUCAUGUACUGUUUUUUCUGCAAAAUUUAUGUGCGAAGCAAAUUAUAUGUAUGCGUUGUUUCUAGUUCGUUUAAGCAUAUAUAUAUAUAUAAAUAUAUAUAUAUAUAUAUAUAUGUACAUCUUGUGAACAUAUUCCAGAACUGCUUAAAAAAAAGUUUCUAUAGCCAUGAAUAUUGCAGAAUAUCCAACACAUUUCAUCCGUUAUUGACUAUAGAAUUCCAAACGCUUGUCGUCUUAGAAUGAAUAAUAUAAUAAUGUGUUAAAUUGCUUCUUGCAGACGGUGUGUGUCAUGUUGAUCUUUAUGUUUGUCAUUACAGAUAGCAGUAACUACAUAUUGUUGUACACACACACAUAUACAUACAUGUGUGUGUGUGUUUUAAUUCUUAAGAUGCAACAAGAAAAAGGUGUAUACCUUUAGUUUUCAUUUAGUUUCAGAUUAUUUUCAGGUACUAAAAUAAAUCUAUAAUAGUAUUUAUAAUAGUAUUUAGUUCUAUAUUGUAUUCUUGGAUAGAAUGUAACAUUUUUGUAACGCAUGUCUUAUCUUUAUAAACACAUGUUUUGGCUGUGACUCUGAGCCAAAUAUCAGGUUUGGAUUUCUUACAAACGGAUUUGCAUUAUACGGUAUGGACUCCUUACAAACGGGUUUGCAAUAUACGGUUUGGACUCCUUACAACCGGGUGUGCAUUCAGCGUUCAGAGGCGGUGACCCCAAAUAUAUUCAUGUGUGUUUUUGCUGUGUUUUUGUGCAUCCGUACACCUGUGUUUUGUCUAUAAAUUUGAAAUAAAUAUUUCGGAUA
This is a messenger RNA of Dreissena polymorpha, 5672 nucleotides long. RefSeq lists its product as uncharacterized. The transcript has 7 exons. The record is from RefSeq and is a predicted model, not a curated record. NCBI's taxonomy places the organism in Eukaryota, Metazoa, Mollusca, Bivalvia, Myida, Dreissenidae. Bases 263 to 4567 code for a protein of 1434 amino acids.